AUGGUCAAACAGGAAAGGACGGGGAAGGGGGAGGGGGAAAUGAAGUGUGGGCACAGCCCACUGCGCUCUGCUGCACAGAUGAACCUGUGUGGAGGGAUGGGGGACCUGGGAACAGGCCUUCUGCUCUCAGAAUUCCCUGUCCAACCAUUGGUUGGUGGUGGCCAGUGCAAUGGUUCCUAUUGGUGGAUGGACUUCCUCAGCAGCUGCCAGGAGCAGUACAAGAUCGGUCAGCUGUACAUGAUCAGCAAGCACAGCCACGAGCAGAGCGACCGGGGCGAGGGCGUGGAGGUCGUGCAGAACGAGCCCUUUGAGGACCCUCACCACGGCAACGGCCAGUUCACCGAGAAGCGGGUGUAUCUCAACAGCAAACUGCCUAGUUGGGCUAGAGCUGUGGUCCCCAAAAUAUUUUAUGUGACCGAGAAGGCGUGGAACUACUAUCCUUACACAAUUACAGAAUACACAUGCUCCUUUCUGCCGAAAUUCUCCAUCCACAUAGAAACCAAGUACGAGGACAACAAAGGGAGCAACGACAGCAAUUUUGACACUGAAGCUUCUUUUUUUUUUGGGCUAAAUGCAUACUCCAUCUGCAAUGGGAAGAAUGUCCAUGGGGGACUCCAACUCGCCAUCAUUGGACACCUCUUCCUGCCCACCCCCACCCCCUCCUCCCCGGACCUCAGACUGGAGCUGAAAUUCCCCAGCAGUGAGAGAGUGGAGGAUCUUGCAGGGUGUGGGCUGGCGUGCCGCCCACGCAGCAAGUUUCACGUGGGCUGCCCUAAUGGAAACGCCCUUGGCAUCACCUUCGUCUGCCUGGCCCAGCUUAAGGUGGUAAAGCCUGCCAAGAUAGUUGGCCCUCAGAACAGAAAGCCUUAG
Dipodomys ordii (Ord's kangaroo rat) is the source of this 870-nucleotide messenger RNA. RefSeq lists its product as uncharacterized. The transcript has 12 exons. Gene Ontology annotation, molecular function: phosphatidylinositol transfer activity; phosphatidylinositol binding. Gene Ontology annotation, cellular component: cytoplasm. Gene Ontology annotation, biological process: phospholipid transport. NCBI's taxonomy places the organism in Eukaryota, Metazoa, Chordata, Mammalia, Rodentia, Heteromyidae. The record is from RefSeq and is a predicted model, not a curated record. The coding region runs from base 1 to 870 and encodes 289 amino acids.